This is a messenger RNA of Anolis sagrei ordinatus, 858 nucleotides long. Its product is annotated as histone H1.10-like. The record is from RefSeq and is a predicted model, not a curated record. Gene Ontology annotation, biological process: nucleosome assembly. Gene Ontology annotation, cellular component: nucleosome. Gene Ontology annotation, molecular function: DNA binding; structural constituent of chromatin. Lineage: Eukaryota; Metazoa; Chordata; Lepidosauria; Squamata; Anolidae.
CAGCUUCGGCGACGCGAGCAUCGAAGGAGAAGAAGAAGAGAAGAAGAGAAGAAACUUUUCGGCGGCGCUGAGGUAAACUAACACGAUGACGGAAGAGGUUCCCGCCGCGCCUGUGGCCGCGCUCCCGGCCGUCAAGGCGCCCGCGAAGAAGGCGAAGAAAGCGGCAGGAGGCGCUGCCAAGGCUCGGAAGCCGGCCGGCCCCAGCGUGACGGAGCUGCUCACCCAAGCCGUGUCGGCUUCCAAGGAGCGCGGCGGAGUCUCCCUCGCCGCCCUCAAGAAGUCCUUAGCGGCCGCCGGCUACGACGUGGAGAAGAACAACAGCCGCAUCAAGUUGGGCCUCAAGAGUUUGGUCACGAAGGGCACGCUUGUCCAGACCAAAGGCACCGGCGCCUCCGGCUCGUUCAAGCUGAACAAGAAGCAGGCCUCCUCGGAGGGCAAGGAGAAGAAGGCCGCCCCCAAGAAGAAGGCCGCCGUCUCCGCCGCCUCCAAGGCCAAGAAGCCCGCCGCCAAGAAGCCCGCCUCCGCCGCCAAGAAGGUCAAGAAAGCCGUCACUCCCAAGAAGAGCGUCAAGAAAGUCACCAAGAAGCCCACCUCGGCGGGAGCCAAGAAAGCGCCCGCCAAAAGCCCCGCCAAGAAGCCCAAGGCGGCCGCCGCCAAAGCCCGCAAGCCCGCCAAGAGCCCCGCCAAGGCCAAGGCGGCCAAGGCCAAAGCCAAGCCCAAGACCCCCAAGGCUAAGGUGGGCAAGGCCAAGAAGGCGGCGCCCAGGAAGAAGUAAAGAAGAGAGCGAAGGAGAAUGAGGAAGAAGGCGCGGAGGAGAGCGGUUGGUUCGUCCUUUAAACCCCAAAGGCUCUUUUAAGA